AUGCGGUGCGGGAACCUUCUCGUGUGCUUCGCGUCCUUGGCAGUCGCCUCGGCCUUCAGCUCCCCUCCCCGGGCCGCAGCGACAGCUUUGGAUAAAUUCACUCUUCGAGUACCCGACGAACAUAUCAGGGAAUUCCAAACCAUCCUCACCGUGUCGAAAGUAGGCUCCAAGACAUGGUACGACGACCGCGGCGACUCGACGUUUGGCACGACACGGCGUUGGCUUGCCGGGGCGAAACAGGCCUGGCUCAAGCUCAACUGGCGCAAGCAAGAGAAGCGCAUUAACUCGGUACCCAACUUCAAAUUCACCGUCAAUGACGCCGACGUCGGAGCUACCACCCUUCACUUCGCUGCUCUCUUCUCUACCAAGGAGGACGCGAUUCCACUCCUGUUCCUUCACGGUUGGCCCGGGUCGUUCCUUGAGUUUCUCCCCAUGCUGGACCUGCUCCGCAAGAAAUAUACCCCGGAGACCCUACCCUACCACAUUAUUGUACCUUCACUCCCGCACUACGGACUCUCUGGCGGCCCAUCACAUGUGGAGCUCACGCUAGACGCAGCAGCGCGCCUCUUGCAUCAAUUGAUGGCAGACCUUGGGUUUGGCGACGGCUUUGCUGUCCAGGGAGGCGACAUUGGAAGCUUUCUGGCUCGGAUUUUGUGUGCCGAAUACUCGACAUGCAAAGCGUUUCACAUCAAUAUGCUGGCUCCUUCGUCCCCGGAUGAACUCCUCAGCUCCGAUAACCUAACGCAGGAGGAAGUAGAUCAUGUCCAGCGCAUGCUGAACUUCAGCACGACUGGCUCGGCGUACAUCCUAGAGCACGGCCAGCGACCCUCCACCAUCGGCCUAGCCCUCUCCUCAAGCCCUCUUGCGCUAUUGUCCUGGAUUGGCGAAAAACUCAUCGAGUGGCCCGAUCAGCGAUAUCCUCUACCUCUUGAAACGAUUCUAACACUAGUGAGCUUCUACUGGUACACCGACACUUUCCCGAGGAGUCUGUAUCCGUACCGUGCCCUGGCAGCUUCUGCGUCCUCGGGGGGGUUCUUCUCAGUCCCAACAUCCAAGGAAAAGCCGUUCGGGUAUUCGGUGUUCCCGGCAGAGAACAUUCUGGUGCCCGAAGCGUGGGCGGAGCAGAUCUAUCCCAACCUGGCGUUCUAUAAGAGACAUGACAAGGCACGUAUCGGUGGACAUUUCGCGGCACUGGAGCAGCCUGAAGCCCUCCUGCAGGAUGUGGAAGAGUUUCUAGCAAAGGCUUGGCUCACCCAAACUUAA
Messenger RNA from Ilyonectria robusta, 1263 nucleotides. RefSeq names its product Alpha/Beta hydrolase protein. Gene Ontology annotation, molecular function: epoxide hydrolase activity. Bases 1 to 1263 code for a protein of 420 amino acids. Gene Ontology annotation, biological process: epoxide metabolic process. The transcript is spliced from 4 exons. The record is from RefSeq and is a predicted model, not a curated record. Lineage: Eukaryota; Fungi; Ascomycota; Sordariomycetes; Hypocreales; Nectriaceae.